AUGGCGACCAUGUCGCGCCUCUCCAUCCUCCUCGUCCUGACAUUCGCCCUCUCAGCCUUAUCCGCCAGCAUCCUCCCCGCCUCCGCCUCCAGCUCAUUCCCACAAUGCGGCCUCACUUGCACUGCCCUGACAAACGCCCAAACCUCCUGUGAAUCCGGCGCAACCGAUUCCUGGACCUCCUGCUUCUGUCAAUCCUCGCUGCUCACCGGCCUCAAAACCUCCGGCAGUGUCUGCUCCUCCUGCAGUACUGAGGACCAGUCCACUCUCUCCACCUGGUACAACAACUACUGCAAAUCAGGCGGCACAUCCAACUCUGCGGCCACGACUACGAGUAGCGGAACAUCCGCGACCGCAUCCUCAACCUCUACCGGCACAGCCUCCAAAUCAAAUGCCAACACAUCCGCCACCGAGGAAAAGAAGUCAUGGUGGAGCACUCACUUCCAAUGGGUCAUCAUGUUGAUCGUCCUGGUAAUCGGCUUCGGAAUCAUCGGCGCACUGGGCGUCUGGUUUAAACGCCGCUACGAUGCCAAACGACCCAAUCUCUACCACGGCGGCAGCAGCGGCGCCUUGAGCACGGCGUCUCCGCCGCGCGACGCUGCCUGGGGUCCGACUGAGCCAGUCAUGCCUGGCUUGCCGACCGGGUCCGUCACCAGUUCACGGUCGACUAUGGCCAAGUCCAGUACACCCGUGCCAUCCCGGUCAAAGUUGUCCAAGGUGGAACACCCGGGAGAUAUGGAGACAAGACAAGUUUGA
Messenger RNA from Penicillium salamii, 753 nucleotides. NCBI's taxonomy places the organism in Eukaryota, Fungi, Ascomycota, Eurotiomycetes, Eurotiales, Aspergillaceae. The record is from the annotation of a GenBank genome assembly.